Messenger RNA from Fusarium mangiferae, 1494 nucleotides. RefSeq lists its product as uncharacterized. Gene Ontology annotation, biological process: biosynthetic process. Bases 1 to 1494 code for a protein of 497 amino acids. The record is from RefSeq and is a predicted model, not a curated record. The transcript is spliced from 2 exons. NCBI's taxonomy places the organism in Eukaryota, Fungi, Ascomycota, Sordariomycetes, Hypocreales, Nectriaceae. Gene Ontology annotation, molecular function: pyridoxal phosphate binding.
AUGUCGAAAAAUGAAGACGCCUACAUGGGCCAAGACCUUGGCCAGAUCCUCAAAUGGCUCGAGGGACAGAAGCUCAAGGCUCCCGCCAUGAAAGAAGCGAGCCCAUUUCAUCGCAAUCUAGAGGUGGCUUUAGAUCAACGUCGGGCUGAUCACAGUCUCUUGACAUUGCACAGAUUUGAGCAUAAAGUCGACUUUUCGUCCAACGACUUUCUGUCUCUGGCCACUUCGGGAUUACUACGAGAUGCCUUUCUAGAGGAGCUGAGGACCAAUCCAAAUUUCGCUGUGGGAAGCACAGCAUCGCGAAUCGCAGAUGGAAAUAACGCCUAUAUGGAGGCUGUAGAGAAACACAUCGCCGACUUUCACGGUGCUGAAGGUGCCCUCCUAGUGGGUUCUGGGUAUGACGGCAACUGUGCCAUAUUCUCAGCAGUGCCACGUCCAGGCGAUGUCAUUGUAUAUGAUGAGCUCAUCCAUGCAAGCGCCCACGAUGGCAUGAAGUCCAGUAUGGCAGCUACUCAGCUCCCCUUCAAGCAUAAUAAUGCUGAGGCUCUGCGAGAGGUUCUUGUAGAGCUCAAAACGAACCAAUCGCUCAUCCGCGACGGGUCACGAUGUGUCCUAGUGGCGGUAGAGUCAGUUUACAGUAUGGAUGGAGACGUCACACCCCUCGCAGAUAUCGUCUCAGUUGUCGAAGAGAUCUUCCCCGCUGGUAAUGGACAGAUCAUAAUCGAUGAGGCCCAUAGCACAGGCUUGCUUGGAAAGAAUGGACGCGGCCUAGUUUGCGAGCUGGGGUUAGAGAAGAAAGUUGCUAUACGCUUACACACAUAUGGCAAAGGAUUGGGAACUACCGGAGGUAGGUGUACUACCAUGGUCAUGCGACUUGGAGCGAUAAUCUUGGGAGUGUUUUCGUGGCUAACUCUGUCUGACAUCAUAGCGGCCAUCCUGGCCAGCCCUAGCGUGCUCGAUACGCUGCUCAACUUCGCUCGGCCUAUUAUAUUUACUACAGCGCCCUCAUUCCCCAUGAUCGCAGCCAUACAAGCAGGGUAUAAGCUGAUGGAAAGUGGGCGGACUCAGCAGGAGAGUGACAUUUGGCAAGACGCUGUGGAUUCUGGCAUCUGCAGCAUCCCCGUCAGUGAGGAUGUUGAAUCCAGAUCCUUUGUCACGCAAUUUCUCCCCGUUUGGACCCGACAGGGCCAGAACUACUUUCUCACAAUGCAUCUGCACAGAGAUGGAUUUAAUGCGACACCGAUUGAUCCUCCUGUCGUUCCGAGAGGCACAGGUCGAGUCAGACUCAUAAUUCACGCAGGCAAUACGGAUGAGGAAGUAGAGGGGCUCGCAUCAUCUGUCAUCGAUUGGGCGCAAGAGAUGCUCGAUAUUCAGCAUGGUGAGACGGGCGGCAAAGAAGUGCCGAGCGCCAUGAAGGAGGUGUACAAGCUGGCUGCAGUGGCCAAUGUCAAGGAGCUGGACCCCUCCAGAAUGGCUGUGAACUCGUUUGAGUAG